AUGAUUUUAAAAAAAAGCAAGCUGCUCGCCCUGUCCCUCCUGUUAGCACUUGUGGAAUACCUAUGCCGGGAUGGGCGACGCAAGUGGAUGAGUCUGCUCAGCAGGUGGGAAGCCGCCUCGUAUGACGGAAGUGACAUGAUUCUAGAUGAUAGCAGGAGGGGAAAGCAUGCCCACAUAUUUUCGCGAAAGAAUACCCUCCAGUUUGGAAAAAGCUAUGAACAAAUCAGACAAAAGGAGAGAAGCAACAGAAGGAACGUAGUGUGCAUCCUGCCCAAUGGUACUACCCACUUCAGAACGUUACACGAGCAGGAAGAAGAAGAAAGCGAAACUCAUCUCAGGGAAAUAACCGAAAAUGAUGUAAACGUCAGCGGAAACUCAGAUAAUGCAAAAAGUAUUGACGAAAUUGAGCAGAAACUGCUAAAGGAACAAGCAAGCACACAGGGAGAAUUACCACAGCAAACUGUAGGAACUAAGGUAAGUCCCCUCAUCGAAAAAAGUACGGUGGAUCAUUAUCUAGAUGUGUGUGCAAAAAUAAGGAACAAACAAUUUCCUUUAAAUAAUUGCGAAGUUUUUUAUGAGUCACCGGAAGUAACACUUUACAAAAACCUCUUGGAAGAUAAAAGCGAAACAAGAUAUGAUCUCAUAGGGUACGGGACGUUGAAUGAUGUGUCUCUCUACGGAGGCAGUCAGGCACUUAACAAUAUAGACAUCAUAAAAGAAUGGAACAAAAAUAUAUACAAAAUUAAUUACCUUAAAUUGAAUAAGGCAUCCAUAAUGGAAAAAUAUCAAAAAGGAGAAAAAAUUGAUCCCUCCAAAUAUAUUCUCCAAAAUGAACACCUCAAAGAAAAUAGAAGAUACAUAUACCUGAUCAAUGGACUUCCUUGGCCAUUCAGAAGCCAAGAUACAGUAUACGAAUUUUACCAGAAAUAUAUAGAGGAUCAGAACAUUCUCCUUGUGGCUAACAAAUCUGUGAAUAAUGUUUUUAGCGAUAAUAGUUACUACACACGUAUACGUGAUUAUGAAAAUUUUUUCUGCCUUUAUCCCAAGAGCAAAAAUUCAUACGAAAAAGGAUUGGACUAUGUGAUCUCCGUUUACUACGAUGUUAACAUUCCAAAGUUUAUCCGGAAUAACAUUCUGGGUCAGAUUUUUCCUGCCCUCAUCUUUGACUUACACAAGUCUUCCAAGGAGAUUACUGAGAAGGGAUUAUCCAUGUCCAUUGAAGAAAUACAGAAGAACGAACUCCCUUUUCAGAUGAAGGAUAAUUUAUCUGGUGAAGAUGGCGAUGCUGGAAACUUGGAAAUGGGCGCCCAGGAUUCUAAGUCCCCCUUCUUUGGCGCCACCGUCCUCCGUGUCAUCUUCAUCGACCCCUUCCACUUCAUUUGGACCACCAAUGUCAAUUUUUUCAAAAAAAUUUACGUCAUCGUUACGAGCAUCUUCUAA
This is a messenger RNA of Plasmodium coatneyi, 1440 nucleotides long. RefSeq lists its product as uncharacterized. The transcript has a single exon. NCBI's taxonomy places the organism in Eukaryota, Apicomplexa, Aconoidasida, Haemosporida, Plasmodiidae. Bases 1 to 1440 code for a protein of 479 amino acids. The record is from RefSeq and is a predicted model, not a curated record.